Penaeus monodon (black tiger shrimp) is the source of this 2801-nucleotide messenger RNA. Its product is annotated as low density lipoprotein receptor adapter protein 1-B-like. Lineage: Eukaryota; Metazoa; Arthropoda; Malacostraca; Decapoda; Penaeidae. The transcript is spliced from 8 exons. The record is from RefSeq and is a predicted model, not a curated record. Bases 128 to 1519 code for a protein of 463 amino acids.
UCGACCUCGCAAAGGUGGCAGAGCGCAGUCGACUUUGGGCGAGUGAGGUUGUGUGCCUGUGUGCGUGUGGCGAAGCCCAUUUGCGUAUCACCAUUUGAAACAAUAGUGGUUCAGCAGCGAGGGAAACAUGUCUUCCCUAUUGCGUGCUCUCUUCAAUGGCACAAGCAAGCAUAAGAAGCUCUCGGAGGAGUGGCCCAGCACCCGCGAGCCGGUGCUGGAGGGCGUGACGUUCUACUGCAAGUACCUGGGCUCGACGGUGGUGGACGAGCCGAAGGGCGAGGCGGCCACGGCGGAGGCCAUCAAGCGCAUCAUCCACGCGGCCAAGCAGAAGGGACGCAAGCCCGAGCGCGUGAGCGUCCACGUGUCCCUGCAGGGGAUCCGCAUGUCCGACACGGCCUCCAGCGACACGCUGCUCGAGACCUCCAUUUAUAAGAUCUCUUACUGUUCGGCGGACGCCCACUACGACCACGUCUUCGCCUUCAUCGCCACCAGCGACAAUGAGAUCUGCGAGUGCCACGCUUUCCUGUGCCCCAAGAGGAAGAUGGCUCAGGCUGUAACAAUCUCGAUUGCCCAGGCCUUCAAUUUGGCCUACGAGUAUUGGAAGAUGGCGGUGGAGAGCAAGAACGGGGAAAUCUAUGCCAACGAGGAGCUCCCUGCGGAGGUUAAGGUGGCGCCCGGCGGGGGGAGCCUCGCGCCCGGCCCCGCGCAGCGCCAGCCGUCCAGCCAGGCGUCGUCGCCCAUACCCAUUCGCGCGGAGUUCGGCUCCUCCGACACCAGCUCGUCAGGUUACCAGUCCAGCACACAAGCACUUUUAAUUGAUUUGGAUGACUCGUCCGAUAUAACCACAGAAACCAAAAAUAAAGCAGGUUUAAGCAAGAACAUCAUCAGUAAACCUUGGGAUGCCUUUGAAGACUUCAAUGAGUUUAAUGAGGGAUUCUCAAGACUUGCAUUGAGACACGCACAAAAAUCUCCUCUCCCCUGGACAUCCCCAACGGGAUGGGCAGGCAUCGACGAUCUUGCAGCAUUCACGGAUCGCCCUCCAGCUUCUCCGACCGAGAAUGGCUUCUGGCCGUUAGCUAGUUCUCCCCCAACCAGUCCUCUGCCUGCCAACUCGUCCUCAGGCCCAUGGUCAAUGGGACAGUCUCCACCAGAUACCUGGGAGAACUUCUCCAGCUCUCCCAACACUGCCUUCCUUCAUUCUUGUCAGUCUCCUCCCUCACAUCACAUGUUCUCACGCUUCCCAGAAUCAUUUGCUACUGAUGAAAAUGAUGACAGCAGCAGCAGUAAGCAGCCGAACUCUGUGUUCAAGCGAGAACCAACUGCCAGUCAAGAUGUGGAUAAUUCUUUUAAUCCCAGAGAGUCUCUGAGUGACCCUUUUUCCCCCCUCACCCAGGAAACGGAAGCGUUGGGGGUGGGUCAUAGCUCUCCCUCAACCCACAGUGGCUGUGGCACCAGCCACCCAGCCUGGAAUGGAGAUCUUUUUGACGGGAGGAAAAACAGCAAAGUUGUGUGCUCUUGAAGCAUUUCUGGAGCUGUCAUUCGGAACUUCCAAUUUGUAGUUUUUCAUUUUCUAAUGUGUUUUGGUCUUUAUUUUUUACUUGAGUCAGCAGCUGGGAUAGAACAGUGUCUCCACAUUUUAUAAUGCAUAGAUGGUAUAACUCCCUUGGGAGAGCAGCUGUGUGCACGUGUGUGAACUUUGUUAAUAUACAUUUAGAUUUUGCACAUUUUCUAUAUGUUUACAUUUUCUAUAUGUAAAUAUGUUUGUGAUACAUGUUUAUAUCUCCAAAUGAAUUCUAGUAUAUAUAUAAUACAGUUUUAGCCUGAAGUAUGAUGAUAGUUUAAUGUUAUUUGCAUCUGUAGGAUACCUGCAUUGCUACCUGUUUUGCUUAGACUGAAAUGGACUUUAUACUGUAAGGCAGUAAAUGCCAGAAACACUCGUUAAUGCCUGAUUCAUCUAAGCUUCUUUGCAGAAGUAAAUGUCAGGCUUGAUAAUUUUUAGUAAUGCAGGUAGAACUGUAACUUUACACACAGAUAAUUACAUGGGACAUUUACAUAGUUCAUGUUCCGCAGGGUUGAGUAACACAGCUGAAGAUUUCUGUAUCAUAGUUAUUUAAAGAAGUAUAUUAUUAAUAAUAAGCCAAGUAAAAGAUAAUUGUUCUCAGUGUUGGUGCAUGGAGUUUGCUGGAGGCUAGUUUUAGUUGAUGGGUUGGUAGGACGUCAAAAAUCGCAUGUAUAUGGUAUUUAACUUUUCAUCUUCAUCAGCAUUAUUUCAUGUUUUCACGAUACACUGCAGCAGAGGGCGGGAGGGUAAAGAGAUUGCUGUAGUGUGCGCAGUUCAUUGAAAAGUCCUUGCCUUUCUGUUUAUAGGAAAGACGGAAUUAUAUAUUACUAUUGUUAUUAUUAUUAUUAUUUUAUUUUAUUAUUUUUUUUACAUAGAGGGGAAUGGGUAUUCAUACUGUGCUUAAUUGGAAAUAAUGGAUUACCUUUUAUUUUUCAUUACUUUUAAUUUUUUUUUAAAAUCUUUUUUCCCCAGUUCAAGUGAGGAAUUUUGGGAUGAAAGUACAGGUUAAUUAGGAUCAGGAGUCUCGUAGUCUACUAAUUGUAGAGACGCACUUCCUACAAGAUUUAUUUCUACCCUUGUGGUAAUGUAGGUGUAUCAUUUAAAGAUUUGACGUUGUUCUUUUCUUUUAUCAAGUAGGGCAAUGGCCAUUUUCUCCUUUUUAAGAUGUCGAAACAGAGGGUUGAAAUCUCAUUUUUUCACCCAGUAUGAACGCUGAGGUUAAUAAACAUAUUACAUUAUA